AUGGAAAGGUUGCUUGCACCCUUAGAUAGCUUUUUAAUGAAUUACUCAAUCAAUAAACAGAUAGAAGAGCAAAAGCUAAUAUCUACAUAGAAUAAAUAAAUUAAUUAAAAGAGCCAAUAAUUUAUUUCGAGUAAUCCAAAAAGUUAGCAUGCAAUUAAUUAAAGUUGCAGAACUAUUAAUGACUUAAAUAUUAAAUUAGGUUAAAUUAUAAAUUAAUAAAAUUCGCAAAUGCUUAACAGCAGUAUUUGCACUAUUUCAAGCUUAAACACUAACCAUGGAGAACACAACAGUUUUGGAAAUUUAAGCAAAUUUUUGCAGUUUUGCAAUCAAAAACCUGUCUAAAAUAAUAAAAGAAAAGUAUCAGCCAAGCAAUAAGACAAUUAAACUUACUAGCUUUAGUCUAUUUAAGUUAGUCUUCCUGCAUAGAGCUAGAAUUUGUAAAUGAACCAGCCUCAUCAGCCAAAAAAUUUUUAAGGUGGAAUAUUAGAAAAUCUAUAAGAAAAAGCAAAAAAUACUUUACCAACAAAAUAAAUAUCUUCUAAAUAAUUAAAUAAUUCAACAAAUUAAAAUACAUAGAAUUUAGCUUAAUUAAAUACUUAAAAUGUUAUUUAGCAAAAUAUUUAAAAUUUUUCUAACUCCAAUUAAUCAAAAAAUAAUAGCACAGCCUAGACUAAAAGCAAUCAAAUAAGUAGUGUAAAUUAAUUAUAAAAUAACUAAUAAAAUAUUUAAAACCGUCCUCCUAGUCAUACAUUUCAUAACGCACCAAAUACAAGUGAACUGGAUACUAAAUCAAAAGUAAUACAGUAAAAAAUACAAGAAUAAAUUAAUUUAAAGAAAGAUAUCCUCAUCAAUAAAUUGAUUACAUCACAAAAGAAUUAUUCAAAGACACCUGAAUAAUAACAUCUAAUUAAUAACCAGCCCGUUUCUUAGCUAUUGCUAGACUAAGAUUAACUUAAUAUCGGUAGUUCAACUGACAGAAAUCUUUAGCAUGGUAGUCAGUCACAAAAAUUGACACUAGAACUUAAAAGAAAUAAAUCACAGCAGCUUGAAUAAAUGAAAAAGCUUAAUUCAUCUAAAACCAAUUCUAUAUCAAAGUAAUAAGAAAAGGAGCUCCUAAAAAAAUUAUUUGUGAGUAAAUAAAAGCAAUCUAAUAUUUUUUAGAGCUAAAACAACGAUAUCUUAAAUACUUUUAAUGGCUAACUCAGUCCAACUCACUCUCAACCUUUAUUCCAAAAUUAGUCUCCCAAUAUAAUUUUAAAUAAUUCACAUAAUGAUAUAAAUUAAUAAUUACAAUAAAAUAAAAAUUAAAAGACAGAAGCUGCUUUUAAACACCCUAAUAUUCCUAAAUUAAAUUUGGCUUCUACUGUUUUAUUGUAGUAAGAAUAAAUUCCAAAUAAAUUAAUUACAUAAAAUUCACAGCUUCAUGGAAAACUAACUCCCCAAAACUAAACUAAGUUGCAGGGUAAGAGGUCAGAUUCAGUAUAACAAAGCGGCACAUACGGGUAGCAACAGCUUCAUAAUAAUAACAACAAUCCUCUUUAUACUACACGAAAUAAUAAGUAAGAAGAUAUCAAAAUACAGCAGUAUUCUCCUUCUUAAAAACCUCAAUAUGCUCGCAGCACCUCUCCUUAAAAUAAAUUUGAAAACCGCAUCAUAAAUAAUUAUUAAAAAAAGAUUUAUGAUAAUCCCUCCCUUCAAAUAAUGAAUAGCGAAAGACUUCAUGCUAGUCGCAACUAAUCUAAAAAUGUUUCUCCAUAGUGCUCACCUGUAGGUUCCCACUCCUAGCUACUAGCUAAUCCUAUUUUACAAAAGCAGCUUAUUUAUUCAUAAGAAUUAAAUAUAGCAAAAACAUAGGCGACAAAAUCUCAUGAGGGUACUGAAGAAUUAAAAAAUUUGUAUUUCUAAUUAUAAAAAAAGCAACAGCAAUUAGGUUUAUGUGGUUUAGAUUCAAAUAAAGAAAAUUCUAAAAUUCACAAAGCCAUCAUGAACAGCCGAGAUAUAAUUGAUUCUACUGGAUAGUAAUCUCCUUAAGCUUUUAAUGGCCCCACAACAUACAUAUUGAAAGGAAGGCACAAAUCUUACCAUAACCAUCUUACUUAUUCUAAUCAGUAAGUCAGUGGAAACUAAUUAAUACAAUCUUCAUAAUUGAAUUCAGGUUCUCCUUCUUCUAUAAAUUGUAAAGCAUCACCAUACAUAAAAUCUGUUGGAAUAUCGCAUGGUAUUUAGAAUAAUAAUUGCACUUCAUCAUCAAACGGGUUGGGUAAAAACUCUACAGGUAUCACUGGUAACGGAACUGGAGUUUCUAAAAUAGCUUCGCUAUCUAACAGAACUUCUUUUAUGCCAAAUAGCAGAGAUAAUUCUAAUCUUAAAAUGAGUCAUAACGAAUCUUCAAGAAAUAAUAAUGAUUUACAACCAAAUAAUUCAGCUUUGCUUAAUAUCGUAAAUGAAAACCAAUAGAAUAAUAAUAAAUAAAAUGAAGGUUUAAUUUCAACUUUGCUAUCUAAUAACUUGGCUGAAGAUAGAACCAUUCCUAAGAAGCUGAACUUAAAUUUAACACUUCUCCAAUAAAGAAAUAGCUGCAGUAACGACUAGCAGCCCUUGCUCAGUUCGAAUAGAUAACUAGAAGAAAAGAAAAGAGCUGAUACAAGUCGUCUUAAUAAGCAGAACUCCAGCAGCAAUAUAGGAGGAAGCACUAACAGCAACAGUAAUAAAGUAGCUUAAAAUAAUACAAAGUAAGGUCAAAAUGUAAAUAAGAAAAUGUAAAAAUCCUACUCAACUCAUCACUCAAGAAAUAAUUCAACAAAAGGUAUUGAUGGACUAGCCAAAAAUUAAUAUUAAUUUUAAUAAAAAUCUAACUAAAGUAUCUUGUCUCGUGUUAAUAGUAGCAAGUAAUACACUUUAUAAAAUAACAAUGCAGCAACUAUUCUAAUGACAGAAUAUAAUGGUAAGAAUCAUUAAGAAAACAUAAUUUUGAAUUCAAAUAUUAUCCUUAAUAACCUAAUCAGCAACAGCAGUUAGGCUUACCCAAGUGGCCUCAGAGGGUCAACUGUUGUUUCAAAUAUAAACACAAAUCCAAACUUCAACUAUACUGGUGGUACAUUAAAUACUGAUAUAAAUAUAAUUCAACCUACCGAGAUUAAUAAUUAUGAAUACUUAAUAAACAAUUAAAAAAAUAAUAAUCAAGCUCAAAAUCCAGUAGCAGGAUUUUUAACUGAUAGGACUCAUUAUGCUUAAAAUGUAAAAAAAAAUAGUUAAGUACAAUAACAAAUAUAAAUGUAUUAGCAAUAAUAAUUAAAACAAAAUACAAAAAGUCAAAUUAAUAAAAUGUCUGAAAUAUAAACAAACUUUAAUAAACCACAUAAGAAAAGCUCUUAAUAUGAGUAAUAUUUGCAAUAAUAAAUUAAUGAACUUCGUAACAAUACAAACAAGCUAAAUUAUAAAUCUACUAAUUAACUAACUACGUAAGGCCACACAAAAACUAAAAGUGAUGUAUCUGCUGUUUAAUAUACUGGUAACUUAAAUACUAAUGUUUUUUGGAAUCAAACUAAGGGUACUAUGAAUACACGAAUCACUGAAAUGAAUAACAGUGGAAUAGGUUAAUAAAUUUUUCCUAAAAAUAAUUAAUAUUAAAACAUAUAAUAAUAAUAUUUACAAACUCAAAAUGAUUAACAACUUUACUUGCAACAAACAGAUAGACCUGGAUAUAAUUAAGUCUCAUAAUACUAGAAAGAAAUGAUCAUUAAUGAGUAAAAAUAAAAUGGAAGCAGUACAGCAAGAGUCUAAAGCGCCUAAGGACACAAUAACAAUAGUGGCAAUAAUAUCAAUAAAAAAAUAAGUAACGCUAAUGGUUCUAAAACUCCAACCGUUAUAUAAAAUUACAGUAAUAAUAAUCUUAACUAAAAUUUCAACCCUUACACAAAAGUUUUAAUGAAUAAUUAUGCAGGUAAUAAUCAAAUGAUAUAGCAAUCAGAUCUUCAGUAGUAAAAUUUCUCAAAGAAAUAAUAAUUUUCACCUGUAAUUAGAUAUUAGCAGAGCCAAAAUGGAUAUAUUUAGGAUUAAAUUCUUACAAAUAUUUAGAUGAGAGACUAAAAGUAAUUUAAUUUGAAUUAAAAUAGCUAAAAAUAGACAAAAUAACUAUGA
Molecule: messenger RNA, 4140 nt
Organism: Tetrahymena thermophila SB210
Lineage: Eukaryota; Ciliophora; Oligohymenophorea; Hymenostomatida; Tetrahymenidae
Exons: 1
Source: RefSeq, a predicted model, not a curated record